Messenger RNA from Nerophis ophidion (straightnose pipefish), 880 nucleotides. RefSeq names its product troponin C, slow skeletal and cardiac muscles-like. Lineage: Eukaryota; Metazoa; Chordata; Actinopteri; Syngnathiformes; Syngnathidae. The transcript has 5 exons. Gene Ontology annotation, molecular function: calcium ion binding. The record is from RefSeq and is a predicted model, not a curated record. Bases 120 to 725 code for a protein of 201 amino acids.
UGGAGGGGGGCGGGAGGACUGUGGUGACGUGGCCGGCUUUGGCGCUGUGUUUCCCGGACAUCCUCGCCGCUGACAGCCGCUGUCCUCGGAGCUAGAAGCUAGAAGCUAUCGGCUAGCUGAUGCUAAUGGAGGCUCCCUCGGUGUUCCUGCUGCUGCUGCUGCUGUGUGUCCACGAAGACGGCCUGCACGCCGCCUCGCCACGGCGGAGAGGACCUAAAGUCACCGAGAAGGUGUUCUUUGACAUCAGCGUGGCGGGUCAGGAGGUGGGCCGCGUCGUCAUCGGUCUCUUCGGCGAGGUGGUCCCCUCUGACUGUGGCCAACUUUGUUGCCCUGGCAACAGGAGAGAAAGGUUACGGCUACAAAGGCAGCAAGUUCCACAGAAUCAUCAAGGACUUCAUGGUCCAAGGAGGAGACUUCACGCUGGAGAUGGGCGGGUCUGUGUCUUUGACAUCUUCAGUAGAGCUUUAAUACCUUUUGUCUCAUGUGCUGCGUUCAAGACCACCGAGUCUUUCUCUCAUCCUGCUGCUGUGUGCUUCCGUCCUUGGCAGUUUGACGGCGACGGCGACGGAAAGAUCACGCCGGAGGAGCUGAAGGACGGCAUGAAGAGUCUCCUGGGUGAGAAGCUGAAGAAGGGAGAGCUGGAGGAGAUCCUGGCCGACAUUGACCUCAACAAGGACGGCAACAUCGACUUUGAUGAGUUUGUGAUGAUGCUGUCUGCUCGCUGACCGGAGGACCACACACUGCUCCUGUCCUGCAGUCUGCCUUGCUGUGGAUUCUACUUCGUGACCACGCAUGGCAGGAGGGACAAUGGAUUGGAUUUUCAAAAUAAAAUGGUGCAGUCUGUGCAAAAAGCGAGUUAUGAAACGUUUGAUUGAAAGAA